Messenger RNA from Alternaria postmessia, 2265 nucleotides. RefSeq lists its product as uncharacterized. The transcript has 4 exons. The record is from RefSeq and is a predicted model, not a curated record. Gene Ontology annotation, molecular function: oxidoreductase activity. The coding region runs from base 1 to 2265 and encodes 754 amino acids. Gene Ontology annotation, cellular component: cytosol. NCBI's taxonomy places the organism in Eukaryota, Fungi, Ascomycota, Dothideomycetes, Pleosporales, Pleosporaceae.
AUGGCGACCAAGAUGGCAGAGCGCCUCAAGGGCAAGACUAUUGUCAUCACCGGUGCAUCCUCUGGUAUCGGCAAGUCGACAGCAAUCGAGUUUGCGCGGACACAACCCGAUGACCUGAAGCUCAUCCUGACCGCGCGACGAGAGGACACAUUGAAGGAGCUUGCACAGGAAAUCCAGGGUUUCGCAAAAGGCGUCAAGGUCCUACCAGUAAAGCUCGAUGUCAGCAAGCCAGAUGAAGUGCAGGGCUUCGUUGGCAACCUACCACAAGAGUACAAGGACAUUGAUGUUCUGGUCAACAACGCCGGCCUUGUAAAGGGCGUCGCUCAAGCCCCUGACAUCUCCCCCGCCGACAUCGACACCAUGUUCAGCACAAACGUAACCGGCCUAAUCAACAUGACGCAAGCCAUCCUCCCCAUCUUCAAAGCACGCUCCACACCCUCAGGUGACAUCAUCAACAUUGGCAGUAUCGCAGGACGCGAGCCCUACCAAGGUGGCUCCAUCUACUGCGCUACAAAGGCAGCUGUUCGCUCUUUCACAGACGCCAUGCGCAAGGAGCUCAUCGCUACAAGAAUUCGCGUUAUCGAGAUCGACCCAGGGCAGGUGGAGACCGAGUUUAGUGUUGUAAGAUUUGGCGGCGAUAAGGAGAAAGCAAAGAAGGUGUACGAGGGCGUUGAACCGUUGACACCAGAGGACAUUGCCGAGGUUGUCGUGUUUGCUGCAGGGCGAAGGGAGAAUGUCGUGUUGGCCGAUAGUUUGAUCUUCCCGAACCACCAGGCAGCUGCGACCGUUAUGCACCGAAAACCUGCUGACGAAGACAUGAAGGCCAAUCUGGGCGCGUACGUUAACGACCAGGAAGAUGAAGACCGAUCAUGGAACGAUUUGCAAAACUUCAUACGAGAGAAUCAGACCUUCAAAACCAAGUCUUCUGCAAGGGCGAAGCUACCCUCUUUGGCUCAAUGCAUGGCAAGGGCAGGUGUCGAUAACGCUGAUUUGGACCUUGAAUCUGACUCAGAAGACGACGAAAUUGAUCUCAGUCAAAAGAUCGAGCAUGCUGUAUCGGCAUUCGCUGAGAAGAUCAAAGAAUAUGAGAAGGAUGAGAAGGAAGACAAGGAACACGUUAACGCUGACCCGUUGAACAACAACUAUCUCGUCCACCACCCACCUAUGCUGUCGCCUCUGGAGUCUAUCGAUAUCUCCUACCCUUACAACAACAAGCAGAACUUUGGAAUUCGCAGGCACAGCGACGGUAGGUCACUUGCGUCGCUCAUCGCUCGCGCUGAUGAAAUCUCCGUUUCUUACAACGAAGAUGUCUGCUUGCCUUGGUCGACUUUCGAACCAUCCUCGCUGUCUUCAUCGCCGAAUCCGUCGUCUGACGCAAGCGUACUGGAUCUAUCUGCGGACGACGCACUUGCUUUGCUACGCGAGCGCUUCCGAAUCGUACACAACGUAGGUGGUGGUACAGGUUACUGCCGUCGGGAGUGGCUAGAUGCCAAGUUCAAGACGGGAUGCAGCACGGUGCAUGGGCCGUCCCUGUUGCGGUUUUCGACGAGCUGCUAUGAGCAUGUACAGCCACCGGUGAUCACGAACGCGAGUACCGCCACACAGCAGGACCAAUACGACCUCGUAUCUCGUGUCAGGAUUUCGCCUUCCAAGGAUACACUGAAUACCAAGUCGUCCGUUUGGACCUCCGCCUUCUCGAAAUGCACCUCCAUGACAUCAAUAUCUUCCUAUCAGACCGAUCGUCUACAGUCAGCAAACAAUGAACAUCAUCUCCAUAUGGAUGGCCCCGGUAUGGAUGUCGAGAAGUAUGAGCGCGAUGACAAGCGGGAUCGAAAGCGUGUUGAUAGCGUACCUGUCCUUACCACUAAAGGUUGGUCUGAUGAGCUACAAGUAGAGGAUAUUGAGCAGCUAUAUGCACCACUGUAUACGUCCGCCGAAGAUACUAGAGAUGUCCCUGCGACGUUCGUGGCAAACAAGACCCAUGACUCUCCGUUAGUGCGCGAGCGGACUGUAGACGAUAAUGUCUCAACUGAUUUAGAUUAUGAUUUGGAAUCAGAACCGGCGGCCCAUGAUAGUCCCAACAGUAUGCGGCGUAAGUGGACUAGCAGGAUGAAGCAUUUCAUUAAAAUGUUGCCAAAGAAGUCAAAGCAAGCCACACGCGACUGCUUUAGGGCUACAAAACAGUUCUCACGGACGGCUUGGAACUUGGUACCAGCUGCCGUACAGAGCCGGCGACCCUCUCCGAAGAUCGACAGCGUUAUCUAG